CGGUAAAAUUCCAGCAGAAAAGGCGCAAGAAGAAAUCGAAGACAGUUUUGAAAACAAACCGUUCCGCGGUAGAAUUCGUUAAAAACAGUUUAAUUUUAUAAAUUUGUGCUUAUUUUAAAAGAAAAACUAAACACAUUGACGAUAUUUUCGAUAUGGAGGAUGACCUGAAUUACCUUUCUGGCAGAAUUAUCGACAACUUGGAUAAAUUCAACCGCAUCCUGAAAUCCGCCAGCCUGGAAUCAAAACUGCUCACCGAUCCGGAUCUUCCCGAUCGUUUGCUGAAACUGUCCCAACAAGAAUGGACCGCCACCUCGGACCCACGUUCCGCAGACCCAUCAGAUCGCCUCACUGCCGACGAUCUGGAUGCCAUAUUCAGUAAAAUUCGACAUCGCCCGGCUGGGGGAACAUCUAGCCGCGGAGUCAACCGUGUUCCGUCACAGAAGAAAGCCGUUCCGUUGCAGCAGUCACGAAUCCUUAAUGAAACCAAUCUGGCCAGUAGUCCAUCCGGGUCGUUAACCGAUUUGAGCGACAGUGGUGGCAGUAAACGAAUCAUUGACGUGGAAGCGCUGGUCAAAUCCUUGAAGCACUCGAUCCAGGCAAUGGGACAGAUCGAGAAUCAGCCACUGGAAGCGAUCGAUUUUGAACGGGUCGAAAGGUACAACCGGAGGGAAUGCGUUAAGGUGCGGGAUGCCAUUCGGGAUGUGGAACUGAUGGUGCAAGACCUGGAACGGUAUGUGGCAAGCGUGCGAGGUGAUGACGGAGAUCGAAAGGAACUUGUCAGCGACAUUCUGGUGUCGCGAUUAAGGGAUUUGUCAGAGACAAUGUCCCAGGUGAUAUUUAUCAAAAACAACGAAUACAUUCCGGAUAUGAAUCAAUGGACUGCCCUCGGGUCGUUUCCGCUGGCAGAGUGCUUGGACGAUGUGAACGAGAACAUAAGACGAAAAAAGCUCUAUCAAUGAAGGUUCACGAAAUAUAAGCUCAGCUCAGAAAAAAGGAAUCAAAUUCUCAUUUAUAUUCCAGGGAAAUACUUUUUUUUCGCAUUGGAAAUGAAGCUCAUGAUCGUGACAAUAUGCAAUCUUUGCAGCAUCGUUUACGCCACCUAGUGAACCUGUCACAAACUAUAUUAUCCUCUAUGAGCAAGGUAU
Aedes albopictus (Asian tiger mosquito) is the source of this 1145-nucleotide messenger RNA. RefSeq lists its product as uncharacterized. Lineage: Eukaryota; Metazoa; Arthropoda; Insecta; Diptera; Culicidae. The record is from RefSeq and is a predicted model, not a curated record. The coding region runs from base 153 to 959 and encodes 268 amino acids. The transcript is spliced from 3 exons.